This is a messenger RNA of Rhizoctonia solani, 1533 nucleotides long. RefSeq names its product major facilitator superfamily transporter. The coding region runs from base 1 to 1533 and encodes 510 amino acids. Gene Ontology annotation, molecular function: transmembrane transporter activity. The record is from RefSeq and is a predicted model, not a curated record. Lineage: Eukaryota; Fungi; Basidiomycota; Agaricomycetes; Cantharellales; Ceratobasidiaceae. Gene Ontology annotation, cellular component: membrane. Gene Ontology annotation, biological process: transmembrane transport. The transcript is spliced from 6 exons.
AUGGAAGGAACACGUACCGUACAGGCCUUCAGUUGCCCGUUGAGAUUGCUCAAAUGCGCCUUUUUCUGGUCAUCAGUAGUGAUGAACUCCAUUACCGCAGGUGGCAUUUUCUGCUUUCCGCUAAUUGCACCGUAUUUGUCCCAACACUUGCAUCUGACACAGCCCGAGAUGUCCAGUAUUGUUCUCGCUGGUAUGAUGGGGCAGUACCCGUUUGCUAGUGCAUGGGGAAUAGCUGUCGACAAAAUUGGACCUUGGUUCUGUUCUUUGGCAGCAGCUAUCCUGCUAUCAACCUCGUUUGGGACAUUUUCUUAUCUUUUAUCGCAUGAAGGCAACUUUUCGCAUCGCUGGUUGGUGCUGCUGUUCUUCCUUGCUGGAUCGGCGGCAGUUGCAUCCUACUUUUCUGCUUUAUUCGCUACCCGCUAUCAAGCAAGACCUGGUGGCCUCGCAACCAGUGUCCCCCUUGCGCUCUUCGGCUUAUCACCUCUGUUCCUGUCAUACGUUGCGUCCCUACCAACUUUCCAGCUUGAAAGCGGAGAGCUUGACGUGCCUCGGUUCCUUUGGUAUUUGGCUGUGGGAACAGGCGGGAUUCAUCUCAUCAGCACAUUCGGGCUUCGAGUUAGAUACGACCUAACUUCGAUAGAUGAUCCCAUCACCGAGGUGCCUAACCCCAGAGAAAACCUAUCGGAGCGAACACCUUUGUUACAAAAGACGCUCAUCACACCCCCCAACAGUCCGCCUAGGCCCGUAUUGGAGUAUCGAGAGGAAGACGGCUCAGUAAUCGCCUUAUUAUCUGACUCCUCAUUCUGGGUAUUCGCGACCGUGUUCCUCGUCAUCACUGGCUCGUCCGAAAUGGUGAUCUCCAACAUUGGGUCGAUUGUUAUGACUCUGCCAGGAACCGAUAAUACGGCCACACAAGUUCGUCUGAUUUCUAUCGCGAAUACGCUGGCGAGGUUGUGUUCGGGGCCGCUCGCCGAUCUCAUCAGCCCGCUCGCCGAAAAGGAUGCAUGUGGCUCCUAUAAAUUUCCUACCAACCGCCGACUGAGCCGUAUGAUAUUCCCGUGUUGGGCUCUGGUUUGCCUGUCCCUAGUGUACUUCUGGACUGCAUUUGGGAUACAGUCGACUAGCAGUCUGCCUGUACUAUCUGUGGGAACCGGAUUGGCCUAUGGCGCAGCCUGGGCUGUCAUUCCGAGUAUCACGGGAACCGUUUGGGGCUUCGAGAACCUUGGUCGCAAUUUCGGGAUUGUGUCCUACGCACCAUUCAUCGGGACACCCAUAUUCACGUACCUAUAUGCGUGCAUUGGUAGCGAAGACUGCCAUGGCCGCAACUGCUGGAGCACCACUUUCCUGAUUUCCGCCGGUGUGAUGUGCAUGUCACUUGUCGGUGUCGUAACGUUGUGGAACCGAUGGAGCAUAGAUGUAUUUGUAUCUCGUAAAGACCUUUCUAGUUAUGUUUUGUACAUCGCACUUUCUGUUUUGUAUGGCUUUGAGCGAGCCUUAUUUAUGCACAAAUACACCAAGUACUUGGACCCUUAG